This is a messenger RNA of Topomyia yanbarensis, 790 nucleotides long. Its product is annotated as coiled-coil-helix-coiled-coil-helix domain-containing protein 2-like. Bases 16 to 510 code for a protein of 164 amino acids. The transcript has 2 exons. Lineage: Eukaryota; Metazoa; Arthropoda; Insecta; Diptera; Culicidae. The record is from RefSeq and is a predicted model, not a curated record.
AAAUUUUUAAAUAUAAUGAAUUUGACCAAAACUUUUUCUCAAUGUUUACGUUUGGCAGUUAGACCCUCUUCAAAUUUUUGGGUAGAAUUUAGUUUAAUUGUUGCAAUCAAUUUCAUUUGGUUUGCUUUUCUGCUAAAUCACAACGUCCGCUCCAGUUGCAGCUGUUUCAUCCCGUCCGGAACCGAGUCAACCGAUGGUCUAGCCUGCGACGCGCUCGGCUGUUGCUACGUCAAUGGCGCAGCCACCAGCCAGGGACUUGGAUUAAAGUCAAAAAUAUCAGGUACGCCAGGUGGUGUUGCUGCAAUCGGUUUGCCGUCGGACAUUCCCCUAACCAGAAUAUUCAGCGGUUCCGAUUCGAAGGAGGCAGCCACAGAAGCACAGACUGCUUUGGUUCAGCAAUACGCUCCGGCAGGACGAUGCUCGUGGAAGAUCACGCAGUUCCGGUCCUGUGCACAAGAACAGGCCGAUUUGACCCUGUGCGAAGGUUUCAACGAGUCGCUCAGGCAUUAGUAGCAGAGUCCUUGCACCUACAGCUUGUCGAGUGAGCAAUUCCGACGAAACCACACCGUUCGCACCAAGUUGGAUCACAAUAAUAAGUGCGACGUCGAGAAGAAGACUUCCCGAGAGCUACAAGCAAUGCUACAAGAUUAAAUAGAGGGUAUUUUUAACGUGACCAUGGUAUAACGUAGCGGAUCUAGACAGAUUUAUCCCGCAGAAUAAGAUAGCAAAAUUACCCAAAAACUAACAGCUGCUCUCGUUAGAUUAAAUCCCAGGAAAUAUAAUUUUCAUU